This is a messenger RNA of Drosophila subpulchrella, 316 nucleotides long. Its product is annotated as cytochrome c oxidase copper chaperone-like. The record is from RefSeq and is a predicted model, not a curated record. Gene Ontology annotation, biological process: mitochondrial respiratory chain complex IV assembly. The coding region runs from base 1 to 240 and encodes 79 amino acids. The transcript has a single exon. NCBI's taxonomy places the organism in Eukaryota, Metazoa, Arthropoda, Insecta, Diptera, Drosophilidae. Gene Ontology annotation, molecular function: copper ion binding; copper chaperone activity. Gene Ontology annotation, cellular component: mitochondrial intermembrane space.
AUGGGCAACAGCGCGUCCCAGGGAGUCACGGCUCCCAGUGUUUUGGCCGCCCAGCCGGUGGCCACUGCAUCCUCAUCCGGAACCGCAUCCGGCGAGAAGCCCAAGUGCAAGGCCUGUUGCGCCUGUCCGGAGACCAAGAGGGCACGUGACGCCUGCAUUGUGGAGAACGGCGAAGAGAACUGCUCCGCACUCAUCGAGGCGCACAAGAAGUGCAUGCGCGAUGCCGGCUUCAAUAUCUAGACGUUCUGGAUGUCGCGGCCAUUAGGGUACUUAGUAGACCUGCAGACCCCCAGUUUAACACCCGGAUGGCCAGCCC